AUGACCUAUAAUUUAGGUAGAGUACAUUUAUAUUUGAACUUAGGUCUUUUUAUAUUACAUAUAAUAAAUAUAAAGUCUACAUUUUGCAUUGACCAUGAAGAAGCUACUGACUUUGAAAAUAAUAUUGAGACUGAGGAAACUACUGAUUUUAUAGCUACAUAUGGAGUUCCAUGGAUUGUAAAAGGUAAUAUGAAAGCUGAUGACGAAUAUCAGCAAGAAUUAAGUGAUUUAUUUUAUUUGGAAGAAUAUAAAUAUGACUCAUAUAACGAAAAAGAUGCUGAAAUAAAUCAUUUUAACUCUAUAAACAAAAAUAAAUGUGAUAAUUUUAGUGUUUUUAAGAGAUUAAAGAGUAUAAGAGAAGACCUUUUGAAUAAUUGGGCAUUUAAUAUAAAAUAUGGAAGUCUAGAAGUACAAAAACAGACAUUUUGGAGAGUAUUAGGUAAAGUUUCAACUACUCAUAGUAAAACGUAUCCAAAUUAUUGGAAUCCACCAAGAAAUUAUAGUGAAUGUUGGGGACAACUAGAGAAGUUAGCUUUAGAUAGAGCAAUUGAACUAUACUCACGUAAAUUUACUAUAUCUGAAAUUUUGGAAACUAAACAUAAAUCCUCAGAUAACAAAUUAGGGAAUAUAGAAGAAGAUGGCAUGACAUAUGAUGAAAGUACUAUAACUACUUCUGCAUCUGAAUCAGGUAAAUUUAUAACAUCUAAUUCAGAUAAAGUAAAAGACUUGUUUAUCCCAAUAAAUAUAUUAGCUACAAACAAAUCUGACAUAAAUAUUAAUAGAAAAGUCUAUAGAGAUUUCAUUAUAAAUACUGUUGAUGAUACUCCAUCAUUAGAUUCUGCAAUAACUCAGACUUGUGAAAUGUAUAUGAACAUAGUACUAAAUAUCUAUAAACAUGCAGAUAAUUUAAGUAACUAUGAUUUUGCUUAUAUUUCAAAGAAUAAAAUAAUGUACAAUAAAUGGUUAUAUCUUUACCAGAUAUCCCCAAACAAAAGUUUAUGGGAUAUAUUUCUUCAACUAAUUACAUUUAGGGGUGAUCUAUCAAUAUAUGGUCUUAGUAAUGGAGAUACACCUAUAUUACCAAGCCAAAAGAGAAUGUUUUUACCUGAGCAUGCUCCAGACUUUUUUGAAUUUACUACAAUCCCUGAGCAGUGCUCAAAUAAUCUUCUUGCUCUUUCAAUGAAUCCAAAUUUUAAGAUACGUCUGGGAGUAUCAAAGAUACCUAAAAUUGUUCACCUUGGACGAUUUGUAAGAUAUGUCGAAACCACAAGUGCUCAAAGAUAUAUUUCAAUGAAUUUAUGUAUUAAAGCUAUAAAGGUACUUGAAAUGUACCAAGCAUAUUAUUACCGACAGAUUAAUGAAUAUAGACCUGAUCCUUAUAGCUCAUUCUAUUGGCAGAUACCUAAUUGGAGUAGCUUAGGAGGAUAUGUUAGUUAUAUACCUUUGGAUUCUUCGGUAUUACAACCAAGAAGAGAUCAAUUUGUGUGGUGUUUAUUGUGGUGUUCAACGGAAUAUGCAAGGACAUAUUCACAUUAUAGGGCAAAUCCUAUUAAAUUAGAAGCAGAUAUUUUACAUAUACCUAUGAGAAUACCAAAUAUAGAUCUUAAGGGGAAUAUUGAAACUUGUAUUGCAAUUAUGAAGAGUUUUUGGGAAGUAGGCAUUUUAACUAUAAACAAAAACAAGUAUAGACCUCUACUAUUAAAUUCUUCAGAGGAGGUAUUAGCUGAUCAUGCAACAUUAUACUAUAUAUGCGGAAUAAUAUUGAAAUGUAGAGCUACAUUUCAUAGGGCUUAUCUCAAGGAAUAUCAAGCUCAUCUGAUAAAUGAAGAAGUUGAAAUGAUGUAUGAUACACAAGAUCCAUCUUCUGUAUUCAGUCAUAUCAAUAGUAGAUCAUUAACUCUUAAAUUACCUCGCCUUAAAUCAAUAAAAAAAGCUAAGACAAUCAUUUAUGGUAUAAUCUCAACUGUAUUAUUUGGUUCAGUAGCCGGAUCAUUAAUUGUACACUUUUCGAUAGUUCCAAACUUUACUCCUGAUUCAUCAAUUCAUCACAAUACACUAGCAAGAAUUUAA
Messenger RNA from Cryptosporidium muris RN66, 2070 nucleotides. RefSeq lists its product as uncharacterized. Lineage: Eukaryota; Apicomplexa; Conoidasida; Eucoccidiorida; Cryptosporidiidae. The coding region runs from base 1 to 2070 and encodes 689 amino acids. The record is from RefSeq and is a predicted model, not a curated record. The transcript has a single exon.